Molecule: messenger RNA, 1392 nt
Organism: Spirodela intermedia
Lineage: Eukaryota; Viridiplantae; Streptophyta; Magnoliopsida; Alismatales; Araceae
Source: the annotation of a GenBank genome assembly
AUGUCAGCCGGUGAGUCGCUGCUGGACGAAGCCCAUCAGAUUCCGAUCGGACGAGCCGCCUUCCUUCACCGCCUCGCGGGCCCUCCUCCCCCAGAUCUCGGCUCUCUGGCGCACGGCCUCCCCGCGCUGCCCCUCGCCCAUGACCAGGUCGAGGCACCGCCGCAGCUCAGCGGCGUCCGGCAGACCCUCGGCGCUCGGCUCCGAGCGAACGCCGAACCCCCACGCCACCUCCGCCAAGUGGGCGUUGGCCGGCUGGUCCGACCACUUCGGCAUCCCCACGAUGGGAACGCCGCAGGCCAGGCUCUCCAGUGUGGAGUUCCACCCGCAGUGCGUCACGAAGCAGCCCACCGCGCGGUGGGAGAGCACCUCCACCUGCGAGCACCACUCCACCACCAUCCCCUGCGAGCUCUCCUUCACCCCCUCCCGGCCCCCCCGCGCCACCCACAGGUACGACCGCUGGCUGUCCUCCAGCGCGCGGGAGAUCUCCUCCCGCUGUCGCACCGGCAGCACCGUGUAGCUCCCGAAGGAGACGUAAACCACCGAGCGGUUCGGCUGGGCGUCCAGCCACGCCGUGUAGCUCUCUCUGGGCGUCUGCUCGAAGAGGUCGCCACCGAAGGAGGUCUCCGUCCCGUCGAGGCCGUCAGCGUAGGCCGACGGCAGAGUCGGUCCAAUUGGGAGGAGCUCCACCGGCUCCGCCGCCUGCAGAUAAUCCAGCUCCAGGGCCUCGAAGGUGUUGAUCAGAACUCUGGCCUUGGUGUCCAUGGUCUGGAAGAGCUCCUCCACCAGGGGAAAGAACAGGUCGUCCUCCGGGUUCCUGGAGAAGAGCAGGGAGGGGACGUCGCGGACGUGGAGAACCGGCAGGCCCGGUAGAUCUACUGAGGAGAGGGGGUCCUGCCUGUUGGCCUUGAUGAGGCCGGGAUGGCCACGGAAGUAGAGGUGGUAGAUGGCGAAGACGGCGGCGGACUGGAUCCAAUACAGGGCGGAGGUGACGCCGAGGUCGCGCGCCACGGCUGCCGCCCAGGGGACCAGGAAAUUGUAGACGACGCAAGUCACCGGGCGACCGGCGGCGGCGAGGUCGCGCGCGAGCUCGGCGAGGGUCCGGCUACCGACGGACUUCAGCUCCUGCAAGAAGUCGUGCCAGUCGAUGUUGACCCAGUCGACGUACCCGUCGUACUUCCCGACGGAGUAGGGGGAGCAAGCAAGCAGUGGGGGAAGCUUUCCCAGGGGAAUGCGGCGGUGGACCUCCGUAGCGGUGGAGAAGGUGACCUGGGCACCGAGGCGGGCGAGGCGCUUGCCCAGCUGCAGGGAGGGGUUGAUGUGGCCCUGCGCCGGGAAGGACACCACCAGGAAGUGCUGCUGCGGCUGAUCCAUGGGCGGAGCUGUCGGUGGUGA